AUGCUUCUCCUCCUGAUCUUUGGGAUUGUGCUUCUUCCGAAAGCCUCCACUCUAAGGUGUUAUGAGUGUACACCUGAUGCGUUGGGAUCCUGCAAAGACACAGCAAAGCAAUGUCCAUCCUAUGGUUAUCAGUGUGGUGCUCUGAAAGUCACCUUUUAUGCAGGUGCUUCGAAAGUCAACGAACUCAACAUGAAAUCGUGUGUUUUGGCCGAGCAGUGUGUUGAGGGCUCACUCAACUUUGGAGUCUCCAGGACAGUCAUUACCAGCAAGUGUUGCACCUCCGACCUCUGCAACAUUCAACCUGCCCGAGCACCUGUGAAAUCAACUCCCAAUGGUAAGAAGUGUUUCCGCUGUGAGGGACAGACAUGCAGUGGAACUCUGAACUGCGAGGGGAAUGAGGACCGUUGCAUUACAACAACAGUGGACGUCGCGGGUGAAAAGAUAACCAUGAAGGGCUGUGCCUCCCAACUGAUGUGCGUAGGUUCUGAAACUGCACAGCUACCAGGGGGCAUUGGAGUCGGGCUGAGCUGCUGUCAGGGGGACUACUGCAACAGUGCCAUCAGCACACGGGCUGGCCUCCUGCUCCUGGUGGCACCACUGCUCACUUGGAAACGCUACCCUAGAGUGCGUCCUAUGGGAUUAUGGGCUUUUUCUACGUCAGAACUUGCCAUAGCCCCCCCCCCCCCCGGAGGUGGAGAUCUGGCAGAGAUGAAGACCAGGGAGGAGUCACAGUAUCUGGUGGGAUGGUGGGUACUUGAGAGAGACCCUCAUCCCCAAGGACCACAGCAGGCUCAGCAGGAGGAGUCACAGGAGGAGCUGGUGGUGGAGGAGUGA
Molecule: messenger RNA, 834 nt
Organism: Limanda limanda (common dab)
Lineage: Eukaryota; Metazoa; Chordata; Actinopteri; Pleuronectiformes; Pleuronectidae
Product: phospholipase A2 inhibitor and Ly6/PLAUR domain-containing protein-like
Exons: 7
Coding region: 1-834 (277 amino acids)
Source: RefSeq, a predicted model, not a curated record